Messenger RNA from Vitis vinifera (wine grape), 825 nucleotides. RefSeq names its product retrovirus-related Pol polyprotein from transposon RE1. The coding region runs from base 1 to 825 and encodes 274 amino acids. NCBI's taxonomy places the organism in Eukaryota, Viridiplantae, Streptophyta, Magnoliopsida, Vitales, Vitaceae. The transcript is spliced from 2 exons. The record is from RefSeq and is a predicted model, not a curated record.
AUGAAAGAGUCUGGGUACAAACAAAGCCAAGGUGACUACACUCUCUUCGUUAAGCACUUGGCUGCAAGGGGAGUAAUUGCUCUUCUAGUCUAUGUUGACGACAUCAUAGUGACUGGAAGUGAUGAGAGAGAAAAUCAUGAAGUGAAGCAGAGAUUAGCAACAGAGUUUGAGAUAAAGGAACUAGGGAAACUGAAGUACUUCCUCGGUAUUGAGGUGGCAUAUUCCUCACAAAGGAUCUUCAUCUCUCAACAAAAGUAUGUGACUGAUUUAUUGGCAGAAACAGGGAAGAUUGGGUGUAAACCAGUCUCUACCCCAAUGGAUCCAAAAUACAAGUUGGGAGAAGCUAAAGAAGAACCAGUGGUGGAUAAAAGAAUGUACCAAAGGCUGGUUGGUAGACUCAUAUACCUUGCUCACACUUGGCUAGACAUCGCCUACUCAAUGAGCGUGAUCAGUCAAUUCAUGCAUGAUCCAAGAGAACCUCAUCUUCAAGCUGCUUACAGGGUGCUACAUUACUUGAAAGGCAACCCCGGGAAAGGAAUUUUGUUCAAGAAGAACAAUACUCUUGCUCUAGAAGCAUACACCGACGCUGACUAUGCAGGUUCCCUAGUGGAUCGAAGAUCAACUACAGGGUAUUGUACUUUUCUUGGAGGUAAUCUGGAGUCUGCUACUCAGCACAAUCUGGGUCUUGUUAAUAUCCCUCAUCAUUCUAGUCCUUGGAAGUGUUGUGAAUAUGUGUGCUGUUCUGCAAGUGGGAAUUUCUGCUUCUUUGUCAUGGGAAUUAUGUCAGACAUACUCUUUUCAAUGAUCUCCACCACCUGGGUUUGA